Messenger RNA from Oncorhynchus keta (chum salmon), 4039 nucleotides. RefSeq names its product DEAD/H (Asp-Glu-Ala-Asp/His) box helicase 11 (gene ddx11). The record is from RefSeq and is a predicted model, not a curated record. Gene Ontology annotation, molecular function: ATP binding; hydrolase activity, acting on acid anhydrides, in phosphorus-containing anhydrides; DNA binding. Gene Ontology annotation, cellular component: nucleus. Lineage: Eukaryota; Metazoa; Chordata; Actinopteri; Salmoniformes; Salmonidae. Bases 421 to 3150 code for a protein of 909 amino acids. Gene Ontology annotation, biological process: establishment of sister chromatid cohesion; nucleobase-containing compound metabolic process. The transcript is spliced from 28 exons.
GACGGUCGUGAAGUGACUCAUCGCCAUCUAAACAAAUACUGUACAUUAUCUCACACAUUUCUUUCUUGAGUAGUAAACACAGCGAGGAAUAUAUUUUUUUAAACAAUAACGUUUUUUGUGGUGGGAGAAAGAGCAUUGUUUUUUUUACGUUCAUCUUUCAUAAGGUCAAAUUCUUUAAAAUAAAAACCCAGACAGAGCUCAGCGCUCUCUCGCCACGCCGCCCGGGCACGUCCCUCUUGACGUUUCAUUUCACCGGCGUGUCAUUGGUCCGUUUCUGAAACACUUGGCGCGCUUGUAGAAGAUGCGCGAACUCUGUCAAAACAUAUUUGCUCGCUCCAGCCAGCCUCCAACUAGUCAUUGAACUAAAAUCAAACCAUACCUUGUUCUAACCCCCAGGCAGCAAGAGUAUUAUUAGCAGAGAUGGAAGAGGCUGGUGCCCCCCACUUCCCCUUCCCCUACCAGCCAUACCCCAUCCAGGAGCAGUUCAUGCAGGCCCUGUAUGGGGCACUGGAGCACAGCAAAGUCGGCAUCUUUGAGAGCCCUACUGGAACGGGCAAGUCUCUGAGUCUGAUCUGUGGAGCUCUGAGCUGGCUGAGGGACCAUGAGGAAAAGAGGAGACAGGAGGCAGACAGACUGCUGCAGGGGGAUGGAGGUACAUCUCUCUCCAUCUCCUCAUCCCUCUCUACCACAACAUCCUCCACCCCGCCAUCCUCUGCUGAGCCUGACUGGAUCACUGACUUUGUGCAGAAGAAGGCAGAACGGGAUUUUGUGUCUAAACUGAAGGUAGAUGAAGAGCUGCGGAGGAAGAAGAGGGAGGAACACCUGGAAAUGAUCAGAAACAACUCUCAGCUGAAAUACGCUCUGAAGAGAAAGAGCUGUGAGGAUGAUGAGGCAGUGAAGCUGCUGCAGCUAAGUAAGGACCCCCAGGAGGGGGAGCUAAACAACCCUGAGGAGGAGCUUAUUGUGGCUGAGUAUGAAAGCGAUGACGAAUCAAAGCCCAAGAACAAGUUCUGUGGUGGUGGUGAUGACGAUGAUGAAGAUGACUUGGUGGAGGAGCACGUCACCAAGAUCUACUACUGCAGCCGUACACACUCCCAGCUGGCUCAGUUUGUCCAUGAGGUACAGAAGAGUCCCUUCAGCCAGGACAUCAGCCUGGUCCCACUGGGGUCCCGACAGAAUAUGUGUGUAAAUGAGGAGGUGCGUCGGCUGGGAAGCGUCCAACGUAUCAACGACCGCUGUAUGGAAAUGCAGAAGAACAAACACGACCAGCGUCUGAAGGAAGUGGAGGGUGGUAAGAGGAAGAGGGGUGCGUCUAAGGCGGUGUGUCCGUACGUAGGGGCUCAGGGGCUGCAGACACUGAGGGAUACAGUGUUGGGGGCGGUACGAGACAUAGAACAGCUGCUCAGCCUGGCCAGAGAAACACGCUCCUGUCCCUACUACGCUACACGCCUCGCUAUACCCCCCGCACAGCUGGUGGUGCUGCCCUAUCAGACUGUACUUCAUGAGGGGACGAGGAGAGCAUCGGGGGUGCAGCUCAAAGGACAGGUGCUGAUCAUAGAUGAGGCUCACAACCUCAGUGACGUUCUCUCCUGUAUACACAGCUCAGAACUAACUGGAGCACAGCUAUGCCGUGCAUACUCCCAGCUUGCACAGUACUCUGAACGCUACAGGAGUCGACUGAAGGCCAAGAACCUGAUGUACAUUAAACAGAUCCUUUUUGUGGUGGAGGGGCUGGUGCGUGUGCUGGGGGGUAAGGUGGGGCAGAAUCCACACAGCCAGACUACUCAGCCAGCAACCGAACUGCUGACCAUCAACAACUUCCUGUUCAAGGCUCAGAUAGACAACAUCAACCUCUUCAAGGUACAGCAAUACUUUGAGAAGAGUAUGAUCAGCAGAAAGCUGUGUGGCUUCAUAGAAAAGUAUGCAGGUACAGGUGUGACGUCACACACACAAACCUCACACACACAGACACAGUCUGCCAACAAAGAGAAUCGUCGGACUGAAGGCUUGAACCGCUACCUACAGACACUGCAGAGCAGCCAACAGCCUGACACAGAGUCACCUCCAGGCCAGCAGGGAGCAGCAGAGGACAGGGAGCUGGCAGCAUCCCCUAUGAUGCAGGUAGAGGGCUUCUUCAUGGCUCUCACCAAUGCCAACACUGACGGACGUGUGGUGCUACACACACAAGGUAGUGUAGCGGUGAGUAGUAUGAAGUUCCUCCUGUUGAACCCAGCGGUCCACUUUGCUCAGGUGCUGAAGGACUGUAGAGCUGUCAUCAUCGCUGGAGGAACCAUGCAGCCUGUGUCUGACUUUAAGCAGGAGCUGUUGUUCUCUGCUGGUGUUGGACCGGAGCGCAUCAUAGAGUUCUCCUGUGGUCAUGUGAUUCCUCCAGAGAAUAUCCUGCCCAUAGUGCUGUGCAGUGGCCCGUCUGGUCAGGAGCUGGAGUUCACCUUCCAGAACAGAGACACACCACACAUGAUGGAGGAGACUGGCCGUGUGCUGUCUAACCUGUGUAACGUGGUGCCGGGAGGCGUGGUGUGUUUCUUCCCUUCCUACGAUUACUCCAGAAGGAUUCUGGAGAACUGGGAGGCCAGCGGAGUUCUGGCACGCCUCUCUAGCAAGAAGAAGAUCUUCCAGGAGCCAAAGAAAGCCAACCAGGUGGAAAAAGUUCUCAAUGAGUUCUCACGCACAAUCCAGAGGUGUGCUGUGGAUGGGGGUACACUCUCUGGAGCGUUGCUGUUCUCUGUGGUCGGGGGAAAGAUGAGCGAGGGUAUCAACUUCUCGGACGACCUAGGCAGGUGUAUUGUGAUGGUAGGGAUGCCAUAUCCAAACAUCAAGUCUCCAGAGUUAAAGGAGAAGAUGGCUUACCUGGACAAGAACCUGCCUCACUCUGGUGGGAGGAGUCCAGGCCAGGCUCUGAUAGAGAACCUCUGUAUGAAGGCUGUCAAUCAAUCCAUAGGAAGAGCCAUCCGUCACCGUGAAGACUAUGCAUGUAUCGUUCUGUGUGACCGACGGUACUCCCGACCUGCAACGCUGGCCAAACUCCCCGACUGGAUCAGAGCACACACGCACACACACACCAGCUUCGGCCCUGCCUUCGCCAGCCUGAGACGGUUCUUUAUGGAGAAGAAGAAACAGCAGCAGCUAUGAGAGGAAGGGGUAGCAGGUGUUCUGGUGUGUAACGCUGGUCAGAAGAGAGCUACCUCACCUCUCGGAUAUCCUCGCUCUGGAGACAAGACUUCUGAUUGGAUUCUCCUCGAGGGAUGUUAAAGCACACACUCGUCAAAGCAUGAUGGUUGAGGCUCUUUGUAUGUUUUACACCCAUACCUCUCCAACAGUACAGAUCAGUCAACUCUCCACUGCCAGUAUUUUAUGCAAAAUAAUUUUUAUUGAAUGAUGUUCAUAACAUUCUGAUAGAAAUGUUGUGCUGCUUUAGUGUGUUAGUUAUGUAAUUAUAUUUACGUGUUACUUGAUUAUACUUAAUAAUGCUGAGAUGAGGUCUGACUUAUCUCCUGUAGUUGUUUGUCCAGUAUUCUCUCAAUAAGGAUCAGUACAUUUGUGUAUCAUCUGGAACAGGGAUGGGCAACUUUGAUGGGCUGUGGGGGCCACACAAAAAACGGAACUCACGAACAGCCGCAGUGGCUCGUGGGUUUGCAAUUCAACAAUGCUUACUACAAGUUUAGAUAGAUUGGUAAGUUAGCUGGCCACUAGACUAAAUCAUUUUAGCUGACAUGGGCUAAUUGAGUGACUGCUGAUGCACAACCAAAUGUCAAAACUGCACCUUAGUUGCCCAUCCCUGAUCUUGAAGGAACCCUACAGACAGUAUCACAUUUGUUUUUUAGGGAUCCCGGUCUAAGGCACUGCAUCUCGGUGCAAGAGGUGUCACUACAGUCCCUGGUUCGAAUCCAGGCUGUAUCACAUCCAACCGUGAUUGGGAGUCCCAUAGGGCGGCGCAUAAUUGGCCCGGGGUAGGCCGUCAUUGUAAAUAAGAAUUUGUUCUUAACUGACUUGCCUAGUUAAAUAAAGGUUAAAAAAAAUA